AUUCUCCGCAAGUCCCUCUUCAUCAUCCAAACCUUUCCCCCCCUCUCUCCCUCUCAACCAGUAAAACCUUCUCCCAGUUUCCUUAAGGCCCCUUCUUCUAGCUCGCUCGCUCGCUCGCUCACUCACUCUCUAAAGAAGAUAUGGCGUCUCUCUCUACUUUUCACCUCUUCUUCCUCACCCUCUCUCUCUUUCACUUCGCCUCAGCUGCGAGGAUCACCCCAGCUGAGCUAGUGCAAGACCAGCCCCUAACCCUAAAAUACCACAAUGGCCAUGUCCUCUCCGGCCGUAUUGCAGUAAACCUCAUCUGGUAUGGUUCGUUCACCCCAUCCCAACGCGCCAUCAUCUCUGACCUCUUCCUCUCUCUCUCCUCCCCGAAACCCACCUCCCCCUCAGUCUCUUCCUGGUGGCAAACCACCCAAACGUACCGCCCCGCCUCCUCAUCGCGCUCCCUCCGCCUCACUCUAAACAAGCAAAUCCUCGACACCUCUUACUCCUUGGGCAAAACCCUGACCAACGCCCAGCUCGUGGCCCUCGCCUCCAAGGGCGAUGAGAAAAACGCGAUCAAUGUGGUGCUCACAGCCAAGGACGUCGCAGUUGAGGGCUUCUGCUCAAGCCGCUGCGGAACCCACGGCUCGGCCCGCUCUGCCCACGGAACCAAAUUCACCUACAUUUGGGUGGGCAACUCCGAGACCCAGUGCCCUGGACAGUGCGCAUGGCCCUUCCACAAGCCGAUCUACGGGCCUCAGACCCCUGCCCUCGUCGCCCCCAAUGGCGAUGUGGGCGUGGACGGGAUGGCGAUCAAUGUGGGGAGCCUCAUGGCAGGGACUGUGACAAACCCAUUUGGAGAUGGAUAUUACCAGGGACCCGCCAACGGCCCGCUGGAGGCCGCGUCGGCGUGUCCCGGGAUUUACGGGAAGGGGGCGUACCCUGGGUACGCUGGGGAUCUAUUGGUGGACGAGGUGUCGGGGGCGAGUUAUAAUGCGAAUGGCGUCAACGGGAGGAAGUAUUUGUUGCCGGCUUUGUGGGAUCCUGAGACCAGCUCUUGUUCCACUCUGGUUUAGUACCAAUACCCUAGGGAAGAAGGAAAUAUAUGUAGUCCUGAUAUAUUUAUUCUUUGAUUAUUUUUUCUACUUGUAAAAGUAUAUAGUUGAUUCUUUAUCAAGAGUGAUUUCUUGUGUGCUUCUC
This is a messenger RNA of Amborella trichopoda, 1185 nucleotides long. RefSeq names its product protein PHOSPHATE-INDUCED 1. The record is from RefSeq and is a predicted model, not a curated record. NCBI's taxonomy places the organism in Eukaryota, Viridiplantae, Streptophyta, Magnoliopsida, Amborellales, Amborellaceae.